Aspergillus wentii DTO 134E9 is the source of this 2523-nucleotide messenger RNA. RefSeq names its product UNC45-central domain-containing protein. Lineage: Eukaryota; Fungi; Ascomycota; Eurotiomycetes; Eurotiales; Aspergillaceae. The record is from RefSeq and is a predicted model, not a curated record. The transcript is spliced from 2 exons. The coding region runs from base 1 to 2523 and encodes 840 amino acids.
AUGGUUCCAGCAACGGGUCAAGAACGCGCUGUACAUUUGGCUCGAGAAGCUGUUGAAUUGGUCGACGCUGGUCAUCGUGAGGCCGCGUCCCGAAACCUCCGAGAAGCUCUUUCCCUGGCUCCAGAAAACCCGGAUGUCAAGACCGUUUUCCUCAAGAUCCAACAGGAGGAGCAAAAUGGUCACCACUUGCUAGACUUAUGUCGGCGAUACGCCUCUCAGAAGGAUGAGAGCGCCGGAAAAGAUGCGGCUCUCUACUUGCGCACAGAUGGACUCAAACCACCAGAGGAGGUCGCUUCUGAGUGCCUGAAGCUCCUGUUGGCAGAAGCGCCACAUGCGCUAUCCUCGAUUCAGGAUGAUAUUAUAUCGGGAUUGGUGCGCCAGAAUGUCAGUGUGCGUCAGUACUUCUCGACUCAGUUGCAAAUAUCAGUGACCACGUUCUUUGACGAAAUCUAUGAGCGUGGUGAUGGUGCGGCAGUGUGUAUGGACACUGUCGUCUUGGACCGCGCCGUGUGGCCGUCCGAGGAUGUCCGCUACCACUGUGAAUGUGAGCUCUUCCAGCUCUUUAUCGCCAAGCUGAUGGAGUCGGGCCAUGACAUGGAUGGUCGCUCUCUCAAGGGCAUUGCGCGACUCCUUGCGGUCGAUGCUGCUUCACUGCAACACCUGAUCGAUGACGAGGGACUCGAGGUGAUUGUCUCAUCUCUGGACCACCGGCUUCCCUUGGAGCUCCGAAGUCAAGCCACUAUGGCAAUGGUUAAAUACCUCGAAGUUUCCAAGGAGGUCGGGGAGAAGCGGUAUACCAAGCUGGUGUCGGCCAAGUUACAAAUGGCUCGCUAUGACGACGUCGUCGUCGCAUUUUCCGCCGUUGCUGCCGUCUUCCCGGUGGUCCCUACUGUCGCAGCUAGCCUUUUCCUGUCGGAGGAAUUCAUGGCUUCCCUGACGCCCUUGGUUUCGCGAACAGCCAAGAGCCGACAGGUCGAGGUUGCGGUGCUGGAGCUGUUGAAUGCUGCGUCCAUCAACCGUGCUUGCCGUGAAGCAAUCUCAAAGAAGUUCUCUGACUGGUUGUCGCACACUCUUACAAAUGGUAGCGACGAGGGAUCUGAGUUAGCUGCGGUGGUUUUGGCCAAACUCCGGGCAUCCGAGAAGAAUGUACCCUCGGAACCAAACGGUAAGGUUCUGGAGGAGGAUAGCGUUCCCGAGCUGGUUCAUAGAUUCAAAGGACUGAUGUCGAAACGAAAGGCCGAAAACAUUUCAAAUGCUGUUGAGGGUCUGGCUUAUUCAUCUGUGAGACCAGCAGUCAAGGAGCAACUUGCCAAGGAUGCUUCCUUUCUGCGAGAGUUCAUCCAGACUUUGAAAGCGAAUGUUUCGGACUCAUCGGUCCUAUAUGGCGGGUUGAUGACUAUUCUAAAUCUCACGGAAUUUCUUCCUAAUAUGACCGAGGAAGAGAAGAAGAUAUCGCAACUCAAGUCAUAUGCCAACGCCUCUCCCGAGGAAGCACGAGCGGCACUGGAUCCGCUUCAAGAUGACGACCAUGUGAUCGCUCGCUGCAAAGCUGUUGUGGACGCUGGUGUCAUGCCUCUUCUUAUGGAGUGUGGCAAAGUCGGUUUGCCGUCUACCCAGGGUCUCCUCAGUAAAAUCAUGUUGGCCCUGUCCCGAGACCGACGAUCCAGGGGCACCCUUGCCCAACAAGGCGCAGUGAAGCUGUUGCUCAGCAUCGGAGCCCCCAGCCAACCCACCACUGAUUCCACUCCUAACGAGACAACGCAUCAUGCGGCACACGCUCUGGCACGCAUCCUAAUCUCCGUCAACCCCGCCCAUGUUUUUCCAUCCUCUGGAUUCCCCCAAGUCACAACCGCCAUUCGACCAUUGGUGUCCCUUCUGUCAUCGCCCGAGAGCGCGGUUCUAUCCGUGGAUCAGCCACGGGAUCUGCUACCCGUCUUUGAGAGUCUCCUCGCACUGACAAACCUUGCCUCAUACCCGGACGAGACUGCCGCCGAAGCUAUUGUGCGACAAGCCUGGUCGGCCGUGGAAGAUCUGUUGCUUUCUAGCCACGGAACCAUUCAGCGGGCGGCUUGUGAGCUGGUCUGCAAUCUAAUGACCUGCGAGUCUGGAGUGGUCAAGUUUGCAGAUGGCACCAAGCGAGCUGCACAGCGUCUCCACAUCCUGCUGGCACUCACCGAUGCAGAUGAUAUGGCGACCCGACAAGCAUCCGGCGGAGCGUUGGCCAUGCUGACCGAGUUUGAUGCCGUCAUUGCCGCCGUGUUGGACCGACCACGCGGGGUACAAUUGCUGCUGGGACUAUGCCAGGAGAACGAUGACGGACUGGUGCAUCGAGGAGUGGCCUGCGUGCGGAACCUGACCUGUAUUGCAACCGGCGAAAUCGGCGUCCGUGCGAGAGAAACCGUGAAGAGAAGCGGGGGAAUCGAGACGUUGACAAACGCGAUCAAGAAGACAUCCAACCCCGCGGUGCUCCAGGCAGGAGUCGAAGCUUUGAAGCCUUUGAUUGAUCCAUCUGCGGGCAAAUAA